AACAGUUUGAGAUUUUAUCCGUGUGUUUCGUGGAAGAAAAUUGUGUAAGUUACCAAUUAAACGCGUAUAAAACUGUUUAGAAAUUGUGUAUAAAUGUUGUACAAAUCGAUUCAAGAGUAAUUGUUGCUGGUAGCUGGACGGCCGCUGCCGCAACAGCAACAACAACAACGUCGACCCAAAUAAAAAGAAAGAAAAUACAGAGGAAAGCAAAACGGUGAAGAGGAGAGUUAAGAAUCUGUUCGGCGAACUAAUUAAAAAUUCAGAUCAUGGAUGAGGCGAACAUGCAGGAUAAGGAGCGGUUUGCGAGUCGCGAGAACCACUGCGAGAUCGAGCGAAGACGUCGCAAUAAAAUGACCGCCUAUAUAACUGAACUAUCGGAUAUGGUGCCAACGUGUAGUGCCUUGGCGCGCAAACCGGACAAAUUGACGAUAUUGCGCAUGGCCGUAGCCCACAUGAAAGCGCUAAGGGGCACCGGAAAUACCAGCAGCGAUGGCACAUACAAGCCCUCAUUUCUCACAGACCAGGAGCUAAAGCAUUUGAUUUUGGAGGCAGCCGACGGAUUUCUGUUUGUGGUUUCCUGUGAUUCGGGACGUGUAAUCUAUGUUUCGGAUUCGGUGACGCCAGUGUUAAACUAUACGCAAAGCGAUUGGUAUGGCACCAGCUUGUACGAGCAUAUCCAUCCAGACGAUCGCGAGAAAAUCCGCGAACAGUUGUCCACACAAGAGUCGCAGAAUGCGGGUCGAAUAUUGGACUUGAAGUCUGGCACUGUGAAGAAGGAGGGCCACCAGUCCUCGAUGCGCUUGAGCAUGGGAGCUCGUCGUGGUUUUAUUUGUCGAAUGCGCGUGGGCAACGUGAACCCCGAAUCCAUGGUCGCCGGCCAUUUAAAUCGCCUAAAACAACGCAAUUCAUUGGGACCAUCAAGAGAUGGCACCAAUUACGCUGUAGUGCAUUGCACGGGCUAUAUAAAGAACUGGCCACCAACCGAUAUGUUUCCGAAUGUGCACAUGGAUCGCGAUGUAGAUGAUAUGGCCUCGCACUGCUGUCUUGUGGCCAUUGGACGCCUUCAAGUGACAUCGACAGCGGCCAACGACAUGACCGGAAGCAACAAUCAAAGCGAGUUUAUUACACGUCAUGCUAUGGAUGGAAAAUUCACGUUUGUGGAUCAGCGUGUGUUAAACAUUCUAGGCUAUACUCCAACCGAAUUGCUGGGCAAGAUUUGCUACGACUUCUUUCAUCCCGAGGACCAGAGUCACAUGAAGGAGAGCUUCGAUCAAGUUCUCAAGCAGAAAGGACAAAUGUUUUCGCUCCUUUAUCGCGCCCGUGCCAAGAGUGGAGAGUACGUUUGGUUACGUACACAGGCCUAUGCAUUCCUGAAUCCCUAUACCGAUGAAGUCGAAUACAUUGUAUGCACGAAUAGCUCGGGUAAGACGCUACAUGCUGGUGCUCCUCACGAUGCUCACACGCCGGACCAACAGCAGCAACAACAACAGCAGCAGCAGCAACAACAACAACAGCAAGAGCAUGUGUAUGUCCAGGCACCUGGUGUGGACUUUACGCUUCAGGCACGCCGAGAUGUGCCGCCCACUGGCAGCGCGCCCGGUACUGAUGGUAUGUAUCAGACGCACAUGCUCGGUGGUCCUCAUAUGCAAGCACCGACACCCCUGAGUGCCCAACAACAGCAACAGCAGCGUCCUGCUUCCGCUCAGAACACACCUGUAGGCUUCAAUUAUGACACGACGCACUCGCCCUAUGGCGCCGCAACCGGUGGAGGACCUUCGCCAUUGGCCAAAAUUCCCAAGUCUGGCUCAUCACCCACGCCCACAGCUUGGGGAGCGCUACGCCAAACGCCCCAGCAGCAGCAGCAACAACAGCAGCCCGUCACUGAGGGCUAUCAGUAUCCGCAGACGAGUCCCGCACGCUCACCCAGCGGUCCCACAUACACGCAGCUUAGUGCUGGCGGCAAUGGGAAUCGUCAACAGGCCGGAGCCUAUCAGACGGCGCCACCUCCGCCGCCGCCCAAUGCGCCUGGCAUGUGGGAUUGGCAAAAUGCCGGCGCCCAUCCGCAUCCACCACAUCCAGCGCACCCCCACCAUCCGCAUGCGCAUCCUGGUGGUCCGGGUGGGCCACAGCCACAGGGUCAAGAGUUCUCCGACAUGCUGCAAAUGUUGGAUCACAGCGCCACAACAACGUUUGAGGAUCUAAAUAUAAAUAUGUUCACAACACCGUUUGAGUAAAGCAGCUGGAAAUAGGGUCCACUCCUCCCUACCCGUAUCUCUCUCUUCUCAUAUCUUUCUCUCAUAAAGUGCAAUCGCAGAAGCGCGCAAAUUGUUAAAAAUAUUUAAAGAAAAUGCAAAAUAGCCAACAAAAGCUGCUAAAUGUAAUCUCGUAAAUAACCAAUUAAGUACAUAACGGUAGUCACGUACCAUACCUACACAUAACGGCACAUACAGCGCGCUGCUGAUAUCCACAUACAGACAAACAUAUGUAUGUGCUCUAUUCGCUACACAUUCAUACAUACAAACAUACAUACACUUUCUGCCAAGCAGUGCAAAACAAAUAUAAAAAAUUAUUUACAAUUACAAUUUAACUAUUCGUAGCUUGUAAGUGGCGCUCAUUUAAAAGUUCAUUGCAUUUUCGAAUUGAAUUAACAAUACAUAACACAAAUUUUUACAUACAUAGAUACAUGCUUAAUUGUAUUGUAAUUGUAAUUCCUAGACUAAUAUUAUAUACAAAUUUUAAUUGUGUAGCACUUAUAAGUACACCCACACAAUUGCAUUUUCGAACAACAUUGACCCCAUUUUUAAACUCAAUUCUCAGCUGCAUUUCGUUUCACUGUAAAAUCAGUUCAAGUGCAAACAAAAUUAUAGUUUAGAAUAACAACAGACAGCAGCAACAAUAAAAGUGCUUAUUUGUGCAGCUUUUUCUUCUCUCUGUGUUGCAAUGACCAAAUUGCCAGCUCAUGUAAACAAUAAUAAUACACAGUAGCCGCCUAAAUAAUGUGCACAUGUCAUUGCUGGGGAAAGUAACAUUUAAUUAGUUUAAAUAAGCGUAUUUACGCACUACAUGAAUACAUUUUUAAACAAAUUUUUGAUAAGCUAAGACUUUGUAAUUAAGCAAUCAGCGCUAUACAUACAUAUACAAUGCAUUACGCACACUCUACUUGGAAUAAUUAAGAGAGCACUAAGUUACAAUUCAAUCAACAAAACAAUAUAAUGAAUUUCCGUGCUCCAUAACUUUUUUAAGUAGGUGUUUAAGUAUUUCAAUUUGAUAAUUUAGAACAAAAAAAUGUCGGUUUUUAAUGCAAAUAAACUUAAUGUACUACCAUAAA
Messenger RNA from Scaptodrosophila lebanonensis, 3328 nucleotides. RefSeq names its product aryl hydrocarbon receptor nuclear translocator homolog (gene tgo). Gene Ontology annotation, cellular component: aryl hydrocarbon receptor complex; transcription regulator complex; cytoplasm. Gene Ontology annotation, biological process: regulation of transcription by RNA polymerase II. Gene Ontology annotation, molecular function: protein dimerization activity; RNA polymerase II cis-regulatory region sequence-specific DNA binding; DNA-binding transcription factor activity, RNA polymerase II-specific. Lineage: Eukaryota; Metazoa; Arthropoda; Insecta; Diptera; Drosophilidae. The coding region runs from base 267 to 2234 and encodes 655 amino acids. The transcript has 2 exons. The record is from RefSeq and is a predicted model, not a curated record.